This is a messenger RNA of Moneuplotes crassus, 2211 nucleotides long. The record is from the annotation of a GenBank genome assembly. NCBI's taxonomy places the organism in Eukaryota, Ciliophora, Spirotrichea, Euplotida, Euplotidae.
AUGAGAUUGCCAAUAUGAGAAAUUGGAUCUUGUCAAAAUGAGUCUCAGGACUACAUAGUUGACAAAGAGGUGUAUGUAUGCCAUGCACAUAAAGUAGCAAAAUAUUCGUCAGACGAUUCUAUCCACCUAAUAUCUCCAGAGUCUGUAGAAUUGCUACUGAAAGUGAUAGAUCAAUGCAGGGAGGAGGUACUAGUAUCUUCUCAACUCCAAGGAUAUCUUGCUCCUGAGAGCGAAUACAGGAAAUUCGAUACCUGUAUGACAGAGGAAAUAGAAGGCAUCUCUUCUAGUCUCGAGACUGCCAUUAGAACUAAGCAGUUCUUAAAACUAGAGGCUUUAUUUCAUGAAGCCAAGAAACUUGAAACCUCCAUCAUGAACGAACAAUUAUUCAUCAAGCACUCAACAGUCAGGAGCUGGAAGAAGGCAUUGGCUGUCGUAGAUGGAACUCUCCAAAAGAAUGGUGCACUUUUCGUCAAAGAACUUCGAGAAAAGUACGGCAAUUUGUUCGAAACAACUACUAGCAAUUUCAAGAACCAAAAGGAUCGUAUCCUCAAAGAAAAAUCAGAACUUAGUAUGAAGCUUUCUGAAGAGGCUGAGAGAGUCAAAGCUUUGGAGGAAGAACUAGUUGAACAAGAGAAGUCUUACAAACAAGAGUUGAAGACUCAAGAAAUAGGAUAUGAAGAGAAGAUAAAAGGACUGGCCAUCAUCCAAUCCGAGUUAGAGCAAACAAAGCUGACACUUACCAAAGAAACUGAGAAAAAGAAUCAUGAAAUAUCUGAGCUUAAGGAAGAUAUCAAGAAUAAAUCUGACGACUUAAAAGGAUCUCGUGAGCAAAUCGAAGAACUCAAACAAAAAGAUAAGGUUAAUAUUGAAAAGAACAAUAACCUAAGAGAAAGAAUCAAGAACUUGAGAUUGCAAUUUACUGAAGAGAAGAAAGCACUUGAAGACAGUCAUAAUGAUAAAUUGCAGCAACUUAGAAAUCAUUAUAAUCUCCAGCUUAAGGAAUCUAGUGAGAAAAGUGAAAAAGAUAUCCAAGAAAAGCUAGCCAUUUUUAAUAAUAAGUAUCAAGAAAAGAAUGACGUAAUUCAUAAACUAGAGAAGAAAGUGUCCAAACUUACUGAAGAUCUUGAUCAAGAAAGAACUGAUCACCAGGCACUUAUGACCACUCACACAAAUCUCGAAAAGGAGAAACAAAGCCUCAUGAAAGAGCAUGCUAAGCAGGAAGAUCUUAACAGAAAACUACAGGAUCAGCAUAAAACCCUUGCCCAACGAGCCAAAAAUUCUGAGAAUCUUCAUAAAAAUCAACUGGAUAAAAUACAGCAACGCCAUCUUAAAGAUGCUACUAAACUCGAACAAAAUAAUGCAGCGCUUGAAGAAGAGAGUAAGGCAAAAGAUAUCAAGAUUCUUAAGCUAAGAGACGAGAUUGAAGAGCUCAUAAAGAAGCUAGACCAUGCUCUUGAAGAUAAGGAGCGCAUCAAACUAAACCUCGUCUCUUCAAUUCAAACUUACUCCAACCAAGAAGUCACUGAUCUCUUAAAAGAUUGUCGAGUUUAUAAUAUAUUUGGGGAGCCGAUACAGUUUGAUCAAACGUCUAACCUUCCUUUGGACCUCCGUAAGGGAAACCUUCAGGAGUUCUUAACCAAAAUUAACAAAAGAAUUCCAGAUUGAAAAUUCAUUAGUAUUGAAUCCAUCCCUGGAGAGAAUGAAGUUGUUAAGACUUUCCUCAGCCUUUAUUUCCCCAACAAGGUUGAACAGUUUUAUUUUAAUGACCGUUCAGAUUUAAGUAGUUGUCUUUCUUUCUAUAUGACCGCACUGGAAGCAUUGAGUUCGAAGGUUGAGGAAGAAUUUGUGAUUUAUAAUUUUGAGGUCAGCCAGCACCAGAUGAAAACACUCUUAGCGAAAUACAAACGCAAGAGACGGUUUGGAUUUCUCUCCUGCAAACUAGCCCUGUCCUCGGUGCCUGACUUCGGAGGAGCUCUCCAAGGAAGUCAAUUGAAAGCAUUAGGUUUGAAUGGUUGAGGAAGUAGUGAUCUUGGAGAUUGGAAGAACAACCCGGCCCACUUUGAAAACUUAAUCGAGGGUUUGGCCAAGGAACAGGAUUUUAAAGAUAAUUUGAAAUGGAUUGGGAUGGAGGACUGAGGAAUGGAAGAGAGUCAGGUUGAAGUGAUUUUGAAGAAAUACGAGUUUGGAGAGAUUCAAAUUGUUAUGUAAAGA